AUGUCGCUGUUCAAGUAUCGAAGAAAAAAAGCAAGUGUAGAAGUCCAAACGCAGUUGUCCUUGUUUCAAAAUGUAAGUACUGGAACUCAAUGCGGAGAAAGCGAUGGAAGCUACAAGCGCAAGAAGAAAGACUCGAAUGGAAGGUGGACAUACGACAGGCUGAAAGAUGAAGUCCUUGUAAGCAAACGGCGUGUUAUCGAUUGGCUAAUGGAAAGGAAGCUAAUUGCUAAAAUUCGCUUGUGCCCUUUGUGCGACGGUGAGAUGAAGUUAGUUGACUGUAGUGAUAGGUCGGACGGUUGUAAGUGUGAAUGUAGAAGGCAGAGUGAAGGAAAAAGGCAUAAGGUUGAAUUGGCAAUUCGUAAGGGAAGUUGGUUUGAAGGCAGCAAUUUAACUUUAGAAGAGAUUCUGAAGUUGAAAUACUGGUGGUGUAGAGAUGUUGUGCAGGAGACAAUGAGGUUUGAGACUGAUGUUAGUGGUAAUACGGUUGUAGAUUGGGACAGUUUUUGUAGGGAAAUAUGCGAGGUAAAUUACUUAGAGUGUGAAGAAAAAAUUGGCGGUCCUGGUAAGCGUGUGCAAAUAGAUGAAAGCAAAUUUGGGAAGCGAAAAUAUCACAGAGGUCAUAGGGUGGAAGGCCAAUGGGUGUUUGGCGGGAUUGAAGAGGGCAGUUGGAAAAGUUUUAUGAUGGCUGUUGAGGACAGGAGUGAAGCAACGCUGCUUCCGAUUAUCAAAACAUUUAUUGAAAAGGGCACAACCAUCAUAUCUGAUUGUUGGAAGGCGUAUAGUAAUUUAGAAGAACAUGGUUACACACAUUUGACAGUCAACCAUUCGAAGGAGUUUGUAAACAGAGAAGGAGACCAUACAAACAAGAUUGAAGGACAUUGGCGUCAAGCAAAAGCAAAGUUUCCUCCAUUCAGCAUCCGGAAAUACACCUUUUCUUCGUAUCUCGCCGAGUUCCUCUGGAGAUACAAACAUAAAAACGAAGACCUAUUUGAAGUGUUUCUUGAGGAUUGCAAGAAAAUUUACGGGACAUUUUCAUAG
Molecule: messenger RNA, 1038 nt
Organism: Dendronephthya gigantea
Lineage: Eukaryota; Metazoa; Cnidaria; Anthozoa; Malacalcyonacea; Nephtheidae
Exons: 1
Coding region: 1-1038 (345 amino acids)
Source: RefSeq, a predicted model, not a curated record